AGACAUUUCGUCGAGCAUCGGCUAGACGACGCGCAGCGAUGCCAGCGUCUGCGCGAGCGUGUCGUCCUCCCCGAGCCGCGGCUGGUCGCCUUGAGGACGCGUCUCCUCGUCAGUCAUCCCUCAUCUCCCUGGGAGAAGGCGCGGGCCACGCUGUGGCAGCCUUCCUGUCGACCACCGCAUCAUGGCCGUCGGGGUGGAGCUUCCACGCAGCAGCGGUGCACCUGGCCUCGGUCGCGACAUUCGCAACCGAGCGCUCGAGCCAGCAGAAGGACCACGGCCUCGAAGACUACGACGGCCUCGAUGUCGCACGGGCAGAGGCAGCCAGUCCGCCGCCCUCGAUGUCGGCGAGCUGUUCCAGCCACCGCUCCAAGCUGCAGCCAUGAGGUGGUGGUACAUCACGCGAAAGGCGCUCGACGAAAUGCUCAAGCCGCUGUGAAGCUAUAAAGGACUGUUCUGAUCGCAAUGUGCAAGCGCAACAACUUGAGGGCAGAGUGUUGGCGGCAGCUCGCUCGACUCAGUUUGACGGCUGGGAAGGCUUUCUGGGCCUGUGCUGCUCGGCUUCCACUCGCAAUUGAGGCCCAUUGGGCCGCCGCCUCAGACCCCUUUCGCCAACCCCUUCCUCCUCGAGCCGCCGUCGCCAGAUCUCCCCCAGGGACGCGCUCAUCCUUUUGCCUCUCAACUGUGCUGUGCAGGAACCUGCGGGGAAGGCGGUCGCUCGCUCGCUGAGAGAAUGCCUCUGGGGCUGACGCUGGGCUCGCUGGGGCGGUCGAUGCGCCGGAAGCGGCUGUCCUCGCUCGACAUCCUCUCCUCCAAGCGGGCGCCGCGGGAUUACUACAAGGGCAAGAACUGCAAGCCCACCGGGUUCCACACCCGCAAAGGUGGAUAUGUGAUUGUUGAUGAAAAGUUGCCAAGAUUUGUGGUCCCUGACUUGACUGAUUUCAAGCUGAAGGCAUACGUGUCACAAUGCGCCAGGGACCUCACAGCGUCGACAGCAUCCUCUACUUCAGCAGAAAGUACUGAAAGCAAGAGCUGAUCUGAUCUUUGCUUGCGGGGAGGCAGCCCAACUCUGAAGUUAUGUUUCCCUAGACUGCCCAUGUUCCGAGGAUUAGCAUCAGCAUUCUAGCUACAAACAUUUCAGAUAUCUUUCUUGUAAGGGCAAACAUUAUGGCAUACCUAGAUUCACUUUUCCUGCUUGUAAUUUUGAUCUUCAUUUUGAAGUAAUAAGUACUUGAGUUAAGGGGACAUUUCUUGUG
Messenger RNA from Zea mays, 1253 nucleotides. Its product is annotated as Mitochondrial ribosomal protein L27. Gene Ontology annotation, cellular component: mitochondrial large ribosomal subunit. Lineage: Eukaryota; Viridiplantae; Streptophyta; Magnoliopsida; Poales; Poaceae. The record is from RefSeq and is marked predicted. Gene Ontology annotation, biological process: translation. Gene Ontology annotation, molecular function: structural constituent of ribosome.